CCACGUCGUCUAUCCGCGUGAACACUUGUUUCAACGGGUGAGAUCACUCGUUGCAGAGUUACUGGUAAGAGCCGAACGGAGAAGCUGCUCUGAUCAUUAUUCCAAAUUUCUGGAGAAAUUUUCUCUGCGAUUUCGAUUGAUUUGGUCUGCGCAAAAUCCUCGCUAGGGUUUGUGUUUGUGGAAGAUGAAGGCUAUGGAGGAAGUUGUGGAGGAGAACGAAAUCAAGCGCUUGCGCAAGGAGGAGGAGGAGGAGUUGGAGGAUGAAGAGGACGGUGAUGCGACGGAGGACAGCGAAGAAGAAGAGAAGGAAGAGGACGCCGAGGACGACGACGACGAUGACGAUGAUGAUGGAGACGACGACGACGACGAUGAUCAGGAGGGAGAAGACGAGGACGACGAUGUGCAGGAGGUCGUACAGUCCUCCGGUGGUCCGCCGGUUCACUCGGUAGAUGACGAUGAGGACGACGACGACGACGAGGAUGACGAUGAAGAUGGAGAAGGCGGCGGCGGUGAUGACGACGACGACGACGACGACGAUGAUAACGAGGGAGACGAAGAAGACGAUGAAGAUGGCGAAGAAGAGGAGGACAUCGGCACCGAGUAUCUCGUGCGGCCAGUGGGGCAUGCAGAGGAUGAGGAGGAUGCCAGUGACUUUGAGCCUGAAGAGAAUGGAGAGGAUGAAGAUGUCGAUGAGGAGGACGAUGAUGAUGAUGACGGUGGCGGUGACGGUAGUGGGAAGGUGGAGGCUCCACCUAAGAGAAAGAGGUCGGACAAAGAUGAUUCUGACGGUGAUGACGAUGAUGGUGGAGAGGAUGAUGAGAGACCAUCCAAGCGAUAGGGCCUGGCCCCUUCUUGGUUUGAGGACUGACCAUUGACAAAUAGCAGCUUGGGCCUUGGAGUAUGGCAGUGCUUUGGUCCUUGGCAUUUGUGGACCUCGUUCGAUCCGAUAAUUGAGAUUGUACCACGUGUCCUCAGAUCGGGGGUGAUGACAACAAUUGUGGACCCCGGAAAAUAAAUUGUUGUCCGAUUUGGCUCCAAAUCGGAAUUAAUUUCCUGAUCCACAGUGAUAGGCCUGUUUAACAUGGGUUCAAUGGUCCAGAAAGACUUUACCGGUAGCCCAUUAGUUAUUCGUCAAUCCGAUUAGGCGUGUACAUCUGGACUUCAAUGGUCUUGCAAUGACAACGCAAUGGUUGAAAACGACACACAAUUUAUUAUAAUUCAUCAUCAAAUUUGUGAA
Messenger RNA from Morus notabilis, 1237 nucleotides. Its product is annotated as prostatic spermine-binding protein. The record is from RefSeq and is a predicted model, not a curated record. The transcript is spliced from 3 exons. The coding region runs from base 185 to 838 and encodes 217 amino acids. NCBI's taxonomy places the organism in Eukaryota, Viridiplantae, Streptophyta, Magnoliopsida, Rosales, Moraceae.